This is a messenger RNA of Suillus subalutaceus, 474 nucleotides long. RefSeq lists its product as uncharacterized. Gene Ontology annotation, biological process: mRNA processing. Lineage: Eukaryota; Fungi; Basidiomycota; Agaricomycetes; Boletales; Suillaceae. The annotation marks the transcript as partial. The transcript has 6 exons. The record is from RefSeq and is a predicted model, not a curated record.
CACGUGAGCCAAAACCACCGCAGACUCUGCAUCCUCGCGUUCCCCCCUCCAAUAGAGCUCUUCAAGGACAAACCUGGGCUUGCUGCUGAGCUCGCGCGCGUCGAGUCUCAUCAACACCGACCGUCUACCCCAGGCACAGACGAGGGACACCAGCGUAUUCGGCACACGAAUCUCGCGCUGCUGCAGACAUAUGGACCUAAUGCUUGGAGAAUUCAUAAUUACUUGUUAGAAGCGACAGCCAAGCAAGCAGAAACAGCGCUCGAGGAGUUGAAGCAGCGGCACCACAAGAUGUUAACAGAGAACGCAAGAACUCUCAGCAUCCUUCAGAUUGAGAUGGCAAAUGUAGCUCUUGAUGCAGAAGUUGACCGACUGAAUAAAAAGGAGGCUGAGCUCGCUAGCAUAUAACACCAUGUAGUUUAUUAGGUACUUAACCGAAAUAGGCUAAACCGCCCGCUCAACGUUGCGCUCUGCCUA